ACGUUUUAUUUUAUAGAAGUCAAACCAUAGGUUAAAAGUUCCCCAAUCUUCCACUUUUAUUUUAGCAUCACCACGCGGCUUCCAGCUCCUCCCAUUCCAACGGUUGCCGGAAAACCUUUUGAACGGUGGUGUUUACCCUCCUUUCUCUCACAAUCAACUGGGAAUCAUUAACCAUAGCUCUUUAUCUUUCAAUCCCCUCCUUUUGGUCUUAUGGAGAUAUCUUUGUUAAAGGUGCUAUCCAAUGCGAUAUCCUCAUUUUUGCACUUAUCUUUUUCUGGAAAAAUGAAAUUAGAACCUGUAUCAAAGUAUUAUCAAAAGGCAGAGAGGAUUCUUAAAUUCUUGCAGUCAAUUGUUGAUACCACUGUUUUGUCUGAUUUAGCUACUGAUGAAGUGCUUAGUAAGCUAUUCGAGGAACUUGGACUGGCUGUCGAUGAGUUGAGGGAUCUUAUUGAGAACUGGCAUCCAAUAUCUAGCAAAUCUUACUUUGUUAUGCAAGUUGAUUCCUUGAUAUUAAGAAUUCAGGCUUUGGGGCUCAGUAUUUUACAACAGCUGAAGGAAUCACCACAAUGUCUCCCUGAUAAUUUGGGACAUGAAACCUCAUCAGCCAUUAAAGAAGCUAUUAUGGAACAACUGGAAGGUGCAGGACCAAGUUCGGAGGUCCUGGAGAAAAUUGCUGAGGAACUCAGCCUACGGUCUAAUCGAGAGGUUCUGAUUGAGGUUGUAGCCCUUGAAAAAUUGAAGGAGAAUGCUGAACAAAUGGAAAAGACUGCAGAAGUUGAAUAUAUUGAUCAAAUGAUAUCUGUUGUAAAUCAUAUGCAUCAGCGUCUUGUUAUGCUAAAGCAAGCUCAGAGCUCUAUCCCAGUGUUGGUACCUGCUGAUUUUUGCUGUCCUCUCUCUUUGGAGUUGAUGACAGAUCCAGUCAUUGUAGCAUCAGGGCAAACCUAUGAGCGGACUUUCAUAAAAAAAUGGAUUGAUCUUGGGCUUACUGUUUGUCCAAAGACACGUCAGACUCUGGCUCACACCAACCUAAUACCUAAUUACACUGUAAAGGCAUUAAUUGCAAACUGGUGUGAAACAAACAAUGUGAAGCUUGUUGAUCCCAUUAAGUCCACAAACUUAAAUCAACCAUCUCCCUUGCAUGGGUCUGUGGAGUCAGGUUUGACCAAGGAAUUGCCUGUUAUAACUUCUUUUGGUGGAAUCCAACAAGAACAAACAUCAACAUUGCAUCCCCAUUCAACUCCUGAAGGUUCCUUAAAUGGCAUGGUUAAUGGGCAGCAUGUGGGUUUUGAAAGGAUAUCACCCACAGUUUCAGAUGAUGGGUCUGCCAGCUCAGAUGAAGGAAGUGUGGAUUCAGUUGGCCUAUCAUUUUCACCAUCUAGAAGGGAAUCUUCCAACACAUUCAGCUCAGAACAAUCUCAAACCCAUGUUAGAAUUGCCUCUGAUCCCAGUGCACUGUCCAGUGCAAAUUUUACUCAAAGCACACAAGGUGAUAACAAUGAUGCUACUGUGCUGUCAUCCAGUUCAGUCCACAGUCGAGAUCCUUCUGGGGAAUUAAAUUCAGGGCCAGAUGCUGUUGCCAUGUCAACUCAGCGCAAAGAACCUGAGUUUUCACGCCAAUUGGUGGUGCCAAGGUCUCAACGCCAAACUGUAAGGCAACGGUCGUCUGAGUGGUUUGCUCAUAGCAUGGUAUCUAUUCCUUCUAUUGAAACAAGAGCUGAUCUAUCUGCUGCUGAAACCCAGGUUCAGAAAUUAGUAGAACAGUUAAAGAGCAAUUCUCUUGAUACUAAGAGAGAUGCAACAGCAGAACUCCGCCUUCUUGCUAAGUACAAUAUGGAUAAUAGAAUAGUGAUUUCAAAUUUUGGUGCCAUUAGCUUAUUAGUUGAUUUACUUCAAUCAACUGAUAUUGCAAUCCAGGAAAAUUCUGUUACAACACUCCUUAACUUAUCAAUCAAUGAUAACAACAAAAUUACAAUUGCAAAUGCUGGUGCCAUUGAACCUUUGAUUUAUGUCCUUAAGACAGGGAGUCCAGAAGCCAAGGAGAACUCAGCUGCCACACUUUUCAGCUUAUCGGUUAUUGAGGAAAACAAAAUCAAGAUAGGGAGGUCUGGGGCAAUUACACCACUGGUUGAUUUAUUAGGGAAUGGAACUCCUAGGGGGAAGAAAGAUGCUGCUACUGCUUUGUUUAAUUUGUCAAUAUUUCAUGAAAACAAGGAUAGGAUUGUGCAAGCCGGUGCUGUGAAGCAUCUUGUAGAGUUAAUGGACCCUGCAGCUGGAAUGGUUGAUAAGGCAGUGGCUGUUUUAGCAAAUCUUGCCACAAUACCAGAAGGGAAGACAGCAAUUGGUCAGGAAGGUGGGAUUCCUGUUUUGGUUGAGGUCAUUGAGUUGGGUUCUGCGAGAGGAAGAGAGAACGCAGCUGCAGCUCUUUUACAUCUAUGCUCAGAUAAUCACAGAUAUUUAAACAUGGUGCUGCAAGAAGGAGCUGUGCCCCCUUUAGUAGCAUUGUCACAAUCAGGCACCCCAAGGGCCAAAGAAAAGGCCCUGGCCCUCCUUAAUCAAUUUAGAAGCCAAAGACAUGGUAGUGCUGGAAGGGCUUGAUCUCAGAUUCCCAACGUCUUGACCCAUCCAAAGGUUUUGAAUUAACUCUUACAAGACACCGCUGAUUUAUACAUUACAUAGUGCACAUAAUAUGUAUAAAAGGGUAUUUUUUUAUGUUCACUCAUGCUAGUAAUGGGGGAAAACAUGUGAGGAGGAGGAUUGAUUGUCCUUGUGUUAACCCCUCUUUGAUGUGAAGAAAAAUUAUACUUUUAGUCUAACUCUUGUUUAAGAAACAAAAACUUCUGGGUUUUGUUCCUGAGCUAAGGCCAAGCUUUUGUGGACAAAUACUUGUAUUUGGUUUAAUUGGUGAUCUCUUAACUGUCCCUUUCAAUGAGAUAGGGAUGUGGAUAUUGUCUUCAUCUUUGGAUGGUAGAAUAACAAGCAACCAUCUCGUAGCUAUGCAAAGUUGUUGCCAUAUAUUAUUGCACAAUGUUUGAUGGACUUCUUUUCUAGAAGGAAUGGUUGAUACUCUGAUAGAGUUGGGCGUUUGUUUUUUGUGACCAAAUUCUAUAUUCCUUGCAUCUAAUUACAUUCUCUAUUGAGUUUUGG
This is a messenger RNA of Abrus precatorius (Indian licorice), 3144 nucleotides long. RefSeq names its product U-box domain-containing protein 4-like. Gene Ontology annotation, molecular function: protein binding; ubiquitin-protein transferase activity. Gene Ontology annotation, cellular component: nucleus; cytoplasm. The coding region runs from base 211 to 2595 and encodes 794 amino acids. The record is from RefSeq and is a predicted model, not a curated record. Lineage: Eukaryota; Viridiplantae; Streptophyta; Magnoliopsida; Fabales; Fabaceae. The transcript has 4 exons. Gene Ontology annotation, biological process: protein ubiquitination.